Messenger RNA from Copidosoma floridanum, 771 nucleotides. RefSeq lists its product as uncharacterized. NCBI's taxonomy places the organism in Eukaryota, Metazoa, Arthropoda, Insecta, Hymenoptera, Encyrtidae. The record is from RefSeq and is a predicted model, not a curated record.
AUGACGUCAAGCGCGCCCUCCUUCGUUCUGCACGCGUACUGCUCCUGUGGAGCUGCCAAGCCGCAUGCCAAUCAUCUGAGGCUCAUCGAGACGCCCCCUCCCGAGAAGCUGGAGUCACUAACUCAAACGUACUCGACAUCGGAGGCUGAGUACAUAGAGUCAUGCGCCCACCUCUACAAUGCGAGGAGCACCCUCGCACCACCUUCUGGCAACAGGGGACUGGGCCCCGGGCGCACUACAUCGAGUUGUGGACCCCGCCUGCCCCGAAUUAGUAAUCUCGCCUUCUCCGGGAAAAGAGAAGACUGGGAGAGCUUCCGGGAUCUCUUUCGAGCAUUAGUGCAUAACGAUCAACAGCUCACCGAUGUCGAGCGACUGUUUAACUUAAAGUCUCUCGUGGAUGGAGAUGCCAAAACAGCCCUCGACGCGAUCCAGAUCGUUGGCACCAACUACUCGACCGCUUGGGCCGCGCUCGAGGCACGGUUUAAACACCACCGUCUCUUAGUACACGACCAUCUAACAGUGCUACGCAACAUCAGGCCUUUAAGGGACGAGUCGGCCAGAGGUCUGCGAAGCCUUCUUAAUACGCUGGGUCGCCACCGGGACCAGUUGCAAGCUUUGGGCCGUCCUGUCCUCCAGUGGGAUGACUGGCUGAUCUCUUGUGCCAUGACCGGCAUGGACCCAACUACCCAGCGUGCCUGGGAGGACGAGCUCGAGCGGCUCGAGGGUGCCGACACAAGGGUGGAAUUGAGACUGCGACUUUCGCCGCCAUGA